UUUGGGGAACCCACUCUAAGCUCUAAUAAACUAAACAAUUUAAUGAGUUUCUUCAAAAGAAAAGGCGAAAUAAUGCAAUUUUCCCUAUAGAGUUAAAACCAGUUAAUAAAAGAAUAAUGGCGACCGCCUUGGAAAGCACUUCCCCAGAAAAAGCGUGGGUGGAAUUCUGCGAGAGGCACGCGACCGCCGCGGCCCAAGAUUUCUCGAAAAGUUGUCACAACUACAUAAAUAUUUGUUUGCCGGAGAACGCCAGGACUUUGGUGAACCACAAGGACCUUAUGAAGAAGUUUAUCGAGUUUUUCACUGAGGAGUUCGACAGGGAUUUCAAUAGGAGAAGAUUAGGAGGCAACAAGUGCCUCAAUGGGAUGUCAGGGGGUACUGCUGAGGACAAUUUUGAUACAGAGGACGGCAGCCCCAAAAUGGCACCAAAACCCUUCUUUAGAAGAUUAAGUUUUAAAAUGCUUAGAAAAAGCAAAGACUUAUUCCACAAACAUUCAGAGGAAGACAACAUUUCUCACAACAAGACUAAACUAGCAAAAAUUGUUGUUGAAUGCAGAAAAGAAGGAAUUGUCAAUUAUACGACUCCAGAAUGCCUGGACCAGCCCUCAGGGCCACCAAAAUGGGAGAGAUGCAGAUUGCAACUGGUUAAAGCGACUGGAGGUUAUAUGUUGGAGUUUUAUUCCCCUCCAAAGAACCCUAAGCCUAGAAGUGGGGUAUUUUGUGCCCUAAUAAUUGAAGCACGAGAGACCACUGCCUUAGAAAUGCCAGAUCAUGAAAACACUUUUGUUUUAAAAGCUAGUAAUAAUAUGGAGUUUGUCAUUGAAGCACAUGAUACUGAUGAUAUGAGGUCGUGGUUGGCCACCAUAAGGUAUUGUAUGAGCAGAAACUCCAUAGAACACACCACUGCCACAAUUGACUAUCAAUCGAAUGCCCCGGAUUUGCCCCCCAGGCAUAUGCCAGGGACCAGGGGAGUGGAUAGAUUGUCAAGUAGUUCUAAUUUCGAUAUAUGUCCCAAUCCCGGAGAGACACAUACUAUAGAGUCCGAUAUUGGUCAGACUUUAAAAAAGGAAUUGUGGUUCCAUGGGAUGCUGCCAAGGUCUGAGGCCACCCAGCAAGUAUUACACGAUGGUGCAGCCGGUCAUGGAAGGUUUUUGGUGAGGCAAAGUGAGACCAGAACAGGGGAGUUUGUGUUGACUUUUAAUUUUCAGGGUAGACCAAAGCAUUUAAGGAUGACAAUCAAUGAAAACGGUCAAUGCAGAUUACAACACUAUUGGUUCCAAUCGAUAUACGAGAUGCUGGAAAAUUUUAGGACCCGACCAAUUCCCUUGGAAAGUGGAGGAAAUUCAGAUGUAACAUUAACCGAUUAUAUUCUCAAUCCUAAUGCUAGGCAGCAGCUUCAACACUCCGGGUCGCGGCCUAUUCCGGUGCCUGCGUCCGCUGCCGCGGCAUCUACGCCCAUGAUGCCAAAUCAGGGCGGGGCUGCGCCCACGUCCAAUGGCGCCCCCGAAACCGUGGGCGGUGCGGGGCGACGUGCGCCCAUUCCGGUACCGGAAGUGAGACAAGUAAUAACACACAAUGGGAGCGUAAGAACCCAAGAAGCAGUUCAGGAGCUACAAUCUGAACAAACUCCCAAUAGAGCGGUGGAAAAUCAAUAUAGUUUCGUUUAGGGAGGUGCAAAAAGGGAUGCCGACAUAAUCAAAACUUUUCUGCCAAUAAAUUAGGAAUAGUGUUAUUAUCAGGGUGAUUUAUGAGGCCCUAAAUAAAAAAAAAAUGAUUACCCUGUAUAUGUUUUGGAAGCCAAAAUGUCCAGUUCCUCAAACACACAUUCCUGUAAGGUUUUUUUUUAAAUAAUUCAGGUCUAUUAGAGUAGGAUCGGGUUGGUUAGAAAGAAAUUCUUGUAGAACCAAAGGGUGAACAAGAGCAAUUUGGUCUUACAAGGUUUUUG
Messenger RNA from Anthonomus grandis grandis, 1945 nucleotides. Its product is annotated as SH2B adapter protein 1-like. Lineage: Eukaryota; Metazoa; Arthropoda; Insecta; Coleoptera; Curculionidae. Gene Ontology annotation, molecular function: transmembrane receptor protein tyrosine kinase adaptor activity. Gene Ontology annotation, biological process: intracellular signal transduction. The record is from RefSeq and is a predicted model, not a curated record. Bases 117 to 1667 code for a protein of 516 amino acids. The transcript has 9 exons. Gene Ontology annotation, cellular component: plasma membrane.